Saxophila tyrrhenica is the source of this 831-nucleotide messenger RNA. RefSeq lists its product as uncharacterized. Gene Ontology annotation, cellular component: nucleus. NCBI's taxonomy places the organism in Eukaryota, Fungi, Ascomycota, Dothideomycetes, Mycosphaerellales, Extremaceae. The transcript has 2 exons. Gene Ontology annotation, biological process: DNA repair. The record is from RefSeq and is a predicted model, not a curated record. Bases 1 to 831 code for a protein of 276 amino acids.
AUGGUCAAGAACCUCGUCCGCUUUGCGUUGGCGUGCGAAUACAACCGAAAGCCCAUCCGCCGUGGUGAUAUAGGCGAGAAGGUGCUUGGAAGCGGCAAUGGCGCAAAGACGUUCAAAACCGUGUUCAACACCGCCCAGCACCAGCUGAGGAUGGUCUUUGGGAUGGAGAUGGUGGAGUUGCCCGGGAAGGAGAAGAUAACGCUGCAGCAGAAGCGAGCGGCCCAAAAGUCUCAAUCGCAAGCCUCGAAAGCACCCACCAGCUGGGUGCUGGUCUCCAUCCUGCCAGCCCGCUUCCGCAGAGACCCCGAUAUCCUUCCCCCCGUCGCCGCGCCCACAAGCGCCGAAGAAGGCAAAUACACUUCCGUCUACACCAUGCUUGUCUCCCUCAUUCUGCUCUCGGGCGGUCAGCUACCGGACGCGAAGAUGGACCGUUAUUUGCGGAGGUUAGGACUGGAGGACGCAACGCCCGUGGACGGGUAUGAGAAGACGGAGAAGCUGAUGAAGCGGAUGGAGAAGGAUGGGUACGUGUUGAAGGUCAGAGAGAAUGCUGGCAACGGGGAAGAAGAUGUGUCCUGGAUCGUUGGACCACGAGCAAAGGUCGAGGUGGGUGAGAAAGGUGUGGAGGGUUUGGUGAAAGCUGUCUAUAACCAUGAGGAUGGAAACGAUGAGCAGAAGGAGCUGGAGAGGAGGAUAGCGAGGAGUCGAGGACUGGGAGAAGGGGCGGCGCGAAAAGCCCCGCAGGCGAAUGGCGAGAAGAAGAAACGUGGGAGGCCGAGAAGGGAUGAGCAUGAUGACGAUGAAGAAGACGGAGAGGAGAGCGAGGACGACUGA